Pundamilia nyererei is the source of this 1971-nucleotide messenger RNA. It is a transcript of the gene abcg5, whose product is annotated as ATP-binding cassette, sub-family G (WHITE), member 5. Gene Ontology annotation, biological process: cholesterol homeostasis; transmembrane transport; cholesterol efflux. The record is from RefSeq and is a predicted model, not a curated record. NCBI's taxonomy places the organism in Eukaryota, Metazoa, Chordata, Actinopteri, Cichliformes, Cichlidae. The transcript has 14 exons. Gene Ontology annotation, cellular component: apical plasma membrane; ATP-binding cassette (ABC) transporter complex; plasma membrane. Gene Ontology annotation, molecular function: ATP binding; ATP hydrolysis activity; ABC-type transporter activity. Bases 1 to 1971 code for a protein of 656 amino acids.
AUGAACAGAUUUUAUUCAAUGCAGACGGAGGAGCCGCAGAACGGGAAAGUAAAAGAGUCCUUCAGGUUUGUGGCGGAGGUGAAGAAAGAUGUGUGGAGAGACAGCAGAGAGGAGCAAUCAGAGCCCACCUGUUCUCUAAGUGUCAGAAAGAUCUCCUACACAGUCAGUGAACGUGUGGGUCCGUGGUGGGACUUACCCUCCUACAGGAAACGAUGGACUCGUCAGAUCCUGAAUGAUGUCUCCUUUCAUGUUGACAGUGGGCAGAUCAUGGGCAUACUGGGCAACUCAGGCUCAGGAAAAACCACAUUGCUGGAUGCCAUCUCAGGGCGGAUUGGGAACCAGGGCACGCUGCUGGGAGAAGUCUUCGUUAAUGGUAGAAAACUGAAGCAAGAGCAGUAUCAGGACUGCUUCUCCUAUGUGCUGCAAAGCGAUAACUUGCUGAGUUAUCUGACAGUGGAGGAGACUCUGACCUACACAGCUCAGCUGGCCCUGCGGAAACGCUCGGCUGAAGCUAUCAAGAAAAAGGUGUCAGCAGUGAUGGCUGAGCUGAGCCUUAGUCACGUGGCCCACAGUGUUAUUGGAGGUCAGGUUUUCCCUGGGAUCUCCGGGGGUGAGCGCCGAAGGGUCUCCAUUGCCAGUCAGUUACUUCAGGACCCAAGGGUGAUCCUAUUGGAUGAGCCGACCACUGGUCUGGACAGCAUGACCGCCAAUCAGAUUGUAGUGCUGUUGGCAGAGCUGGCCAGGAGAGACCGUAUCGUCAUAGUAACUAUCCACCAACCACGCUCUGAGCUCUUCAGGGUGUUCAACAGGAUAGCUAUAAUGAGUCGUGGGGAGCUAGUAUUUUGUGGACAAACAGAAGAGAUGGUGGAUUUCUUCAGCCAAUGUGGAUAUGAGUGUCCAGAGUACUGCAACCCCUUUGACAUCUAUGUUGACUUCACCUCAGUGGACACACGCAGCAGCGAGAGGGAGGCAGCCACAUUCACUCGCAUGCAUGAAAUCACUUCAGCCUAUCAGAGGUCUACCAUCUACCAGAUCAUGCUGGAAAAAAUGGAGCAGAGCUUGCAGAGAUCAGACAAGCCCGCCAUACCCUUUAAGAGCAAAGAGUCACCCAGCGGUGCUGCCAAACUUGGAGUUCUCCUCAGGCGCACAGUAAGAAACCUGUCCAGAGACAGGAUGGGUGUUCUGAUGCGUCUAUCCCAGAACCUGAUUUAUGGUCUGUUUGUGGCCUUCUUCGUCAUACAUUUAGACAUCGACGUCACUAAGGGUGCUGUGCAGGACCGCAUCGGCAUAAUCUAUCAGAGCAUCGGUGCUUCACCAUACACGGGCAUGCUGAACGCCGUCGCUCUCUUCCCAGCAUUGCGAGCCAUCGGUGAUCAGGAGAGUCAGGAUGGACUCUACACUAAAUGGCAAAUGUUCUUGGCCUACAUCUUCCACAUCCUGCCCCUCAGCAUCCUGAGUGUCUUCAUCUUCACCUCCUUCCUUUACUGGACAGUGGGGAUGCAUCCGGAAGGUUUGCGCUUCCUGUGUUUCACUGCUGUAGUUCUGGUGCCGCAUGUUAUAGGUGAGUUGCUGACUGUGGUGCUACUAGGUGUGGUCCAAGACCCUAACAUGGUCAACACUGGAGUGGCUCUACUCAAUAUUGCAGGGAUAGUAGUGGGAUCUGGCUUUUUAAGGAGCACCCAGCAGAUGCCACAGGUCUUUCAGUGGCUCAGUUACCUGACUUUCCAGAAGUACAGCUGUGAGCUGCUCAUAGUCACGGAGUUUCAUGGUCUCCAGUUCACAUGCAAUAAUUCCACAUCUUUGCCGGGAGCUUGUGUGGUCACCCAUGGUAAUCAGAUCAUUGAGGAGGGUUAUCCUGGCGCAUUGUCCCGAUACACACUAGACUUUGUUCUCCUCUACGCUUUCCUGCCUGCUCUGCUGCUGCUGGGCAUAAUUAGCUUUAAGAUCAGGGACAAGGUUGUGCGUCACUAA